Messenger RNA from Oppiella nova, 825 nucleotides. NCBI's taxonomy places the organism in Eukaryota, Metazoa, Arthropoda, Arachnida, Sarcoptiformes, Oppiidae. The record is from the annotation of a GenBank genome assembly.
AAACGAAAGGUCAGACAAUCGACACAAUCGGUGCUCACCGUACGGGUGCCCAAGACAUGUGUGGGCGCUGUCAUCGGCAGAGGCGGCGAACAUAUCAAACAGAUCCAGUCGGACACCAAUACGAAGAUUCAAUUCGAUGACCAAAACGGCGGUUCAGGAGAUAAUGGGGUUCAAGAGAGUCGGGUUUUGGUGAUUAGGGGAUCGCCUGAGAGUACCAUAAAGGCUGAGACUAUGAUCAAUGAGAUUAUAAGACACCAGUCGUUGGUUACGACCAAAACAUUCAACGUUGAGACCACUUCUGUGGGCGCUAUCAUCGGCCGCAACGGACAGACCAUUAGGGGUCUUUGUGACAAAUCUGGAGCUAAGAUAAAAGUGGAUCCAAAGAGCAAAAAGACAAAUGCGAUCAUGACUUCUGUAACAAUCAUCGGAACUGAUGAACAGAUCCAAGAAGCGGUUCUACUCAUCAACAGAGAGAUCACUCAAAACGACAAAUUCCUGCACAACAGACACCAAAACAGUGCACAAAAACAAAUCCCAAAUUACAAAGUGUUGGCCAUUGAAGGCGAAGCCAAGGAUGGGUCACUAGAUUUAGACAAUUAUUAUGCAAAACUGGAACCAAUCAAUGAAUACCAAUUGGUCCAAGUGUUUGUCUCAUCCGUCAAGAGUCCGGACCAGUUCUACGUACAGAUCGCCGGUUUGGGCGCUCAAGAGUUGGACCACUUUAUGGAAGAGUCGACUGAUUUCUACGAGAAUGACGACAAUAGGAUCAGCUUUAAGCCGUUGUCUGUGAAGGUGGGCGACAUUGUGGCCGUUCCCUACGCUGGU